UAUUGACAAAGAGGCUAUAGUUACCUGGGAAACGAUAUGCAUUUGAUCGAUGGUUUAAAGUAUUCUCGGUGUUUAUACUACGUAUUGUGUAAUUAUUUGGUAAAAUAAAUAAAAUUAUAAAACAAAGAUAUUUAAUAAAAUAAAAUAAAAAUGGGAAAUUCUUGUGCGAGUUGCACAGAUUUCUCAUUCUCGAAAACAGCUUCAGGAUCUGUUCUGGAUAGAGUAAUAUCUCAAGCGUCUAACGAAGACGAUUGUUUGUUGUAUAAGUUAGCGGAUUAUAAAAAAGGAGGAGAAUUGAUCAACGUGUAUAAUAAUGGUGGCCAAGACGAAGCGGAACGAUUUAUUGUUGAAAAAUUACCCGGCCUUAUGUAUAACAAUGGUAAAGGUCAUAUGAUAAAUCGAAAUGAUUAUUUGAGAUGGAAAUUUCAAAAUCGUAAACACGUGGCCGUUAAUGUUGAGGAAAGGCCGGGCCCUCACGAUCCGUUGACAAGAUGGGUGGACCACGUGGCGUGCUGGCAAAUGCAAUACAGAGGAUCAUUAGGCGAAAGUCUGUUGCACGUAUUAAUCAUAUGCGAUACUGUGAUACACACUCGGCUCUCCCGACUACUUCUCAAACACUACCCGAUGUUAAGUCAAGAUGUUGUGGAAGGUGAAGAAUAUCUCGGCGCCAGUGCAUUACAUUUGUCUAUUGCUUACAACAACAACGAUUUAAUCCAAGACUUGGUUGAUGCUGGAGCAAAUAUUUGUCAAAGAGCCAUAGGGAGCUUUUUCUUACCACGCGAUCAACAGAAUAAAGAAAUCAAUAACAAACACACGGAUUACGAGGGUCUAGCGUAUCUCGGAGAGCUACCGUUAGCGUGGGCUGCUUGUUGCGGAAACCAAACGGUAUAUAACCUGUUGAUUGAUGCUGGAGCAAACCCUGACGCCCAGGACUCGUUUGGAAAUAUGAUUCUCCAUAUGGUGGUCGUUUGUGACAAACUGAGUAUGUUUGGUUAUGCUUUGAAGCACCCUAAAGUGCCGGCAAGUAAUGGUAUAAUGAACGUGGCAGGACUAACACCUUUAACUCUAUCGUGUAAACUUGCAAGAACUAGUGUUUUCCGUGAAAUGUUGGAACUAAGUGCAAGGGAAUUUUGGAGAUAUAGUAAUAUUACAUGUUCGGCGUAUCCUUUAAGUGCUUUAGACACAUUACUUCCAGACGGAAGAACAAAUUGGAAUUCAGUAUUGUUUAUAAUUUUGGAUGGUACAAAAGAAGAACAUUUAGACAUGCUCGAUGGAGGCAUAAUUCAAAAAUUAUUAGAAGAAAAGUGGAAAACUUUUGCUCGGAAACAAUUUAUGAAACGUUUAGUUAUAUUAUCCAUCCAUUUAAUCAUGUUGAGUAUUUCUAUAUACCUAAGACCCGUGGACCAGGACAAACCAUUGUUAGGAGAAGCAGAAGACUGGCAAGACGUGGCAAGGUAUUGUUUUGAAGGCGGAACAGUAGUCGGAGUGCUGUCAUAUUUAAUCGUUCAGCAAGGUGGAGAAAUACUCAAUCAAGGUCUGGUAGGAUUUUUAAAACAAACGUUCAAAGAACCGGCCAAACUGAUAUUUCUGAUUUCAAAUUUAUUAAUAUUGGGUUGUAUACCACCCAGGAUGAUGGGUGACAAACAGACUGAGGAAGCCAUAUUAGUAUUCGCCGUUCCCGGAUCGUGGUUUUUGUUAAUGUUUUUUGCUGGCGCUAUACGCCUGACUGGUCCUUUCGUAACUAUGGUGUACUUGAUGAUCACAGGAGACAUGUUAACCUUUUUCGUCAUCUACUCAGUAAUUUUGUCUGGUUUUACGCAAUCGUUUUUUUUUCUCUACAAAGGAUCGCCAGACGUCAGUACGUCGUUAUAUAAAUCUUACCCUUCUACAUGGAUGGCCUUAUUUCAAAUUACUAUGGGUGACUACAAUUACGCGGAUUUGAGUUACACCGUAUACCCCGCUCUCAGCAAAACUGUGUUUACGGUUUUCAUGGUGUUGGUGCCCAUUUUAUUACUUAACAUGUUAAUAGCUAUGAUGGGAAACACUUAUGCGCACGUCAUCGAACAGAGCGAAAAAGAAUGGAUGAAACAGUGGGCUAAGAUUGUAGUUACUCUCGAGAGAGCUGUACCACAAAAAGCAGCCAGGAAUUACCUCGAAGAAUAUAGCAUUCAGCUGGCACCCGGUGACGACGUAAAUCCAGAACAAAGAGGAUUCAUGGUAAUUAAAUGUAAAAGUCAAACACGAGCGAAACAGCGAAAAGGCGCAGUCAUAAAUUGGAAGAAAAGUGGAAAGUUGGUCAUUCAAGAGCUUCGUAGAUUAGAAGGCACUGGCCAAAAUUUAAGAGAUAUGAUUUGGAAACGAUCGUCUCUAUCAGCGUCUUCUCCGGUCGCUAAAAGUGUAUCAAUAACAAAAAAUAAAAGCAAGUCUUAUUCUGAAGCAAAAGAUGACCAAAUUCGGCUCUCUGGUGCACUAGGAGCAGCACUAGACGCGAUUGCUGUAGCUCAUGAUUUAGACAUGACCCUGACAAAAGAUCAAUCGAUUGAUGAAUUACAUGAUCCUUUAAGACAGUUAGUAAUAAUGUCGGAAAGUGAUAAAAAUAUUGAUAAAAGCCAAGUCGAAAUAGUGGCGAAUGCAGCAGCAAAAAUUGCAAACCAAGAUUCUAUAAAACCGAUAUCGGUUAAUUUAGAGCAACAAAAUGAUUUAAAAAAUGAUAGAACUAAAAUUCCAACUGCCGGUAACACAAUUACAAAUAGAAAACUGUUAAACAAGCAAUCUAAAAAUUUAAGCAUGUAUGGUUUUGAGAGUCAGGACAUUUCAGUAGAUAAAUACAGCAAAGAAAUUGUAAUCACAAGAAGUAUUUCAACUCAAACUGGAGGUAUUGGUAUCAUCGAAAAAAACGAACGACCGAUAAUAAGACCAAAAACUGCAAAAAUCAAUCGCGUGACGCCCACACAGAAUUUCGCGGUGAAAAGAGGCCAAUCAGCACAGCCGGACAAACGGGAAGACCACAGGGAUAACAAGGAGCAACAGUGUUAUUGCAUCAGUGGCAACAACAUGUUGAGGCCGUGGAGCACUCAAGACCUGGCACCGUUAAACACGAUCAUGGCUUGGGGUCCCAACGACGAUUUCUGACCGAACGACAAGAGAUAAUUAAACCUAAAUAAUAAAAAAUAUAAAUUAUGGCACGGUGGUGAAACGGCCAUUGUUAUAAUAUUUAAUACUGCAACUACGUACCCGUCACCCGGUAUGCGUUUAUGACGUUUAUGUCGCUUUAUCGUGACACCCAUCGCUUUCUCGGAGGAUGCUUUCUACUCGCUGUUUUCUCUGUCUUAUACAUAGGCGUAACGUAGAAAAUCUAUGUAACUCCUUACGGGAUUCUUAUUACGGUUUAUUCAUAGUCAAUAUAAUCAGAGCAAAUUUACAUAUUAUUAUUAUUAACAUCUAGUUUUUGGAGGAGUAUAUAAACCAUGUAAUACUGCAAAGAUUUUUUUCAUAUAUUUAUUUUUCAACGAGUUUUAUGAAUUUUAAAUUUAAAAUUAUUUAAAAAUUAUUUAAACUCAUUAUAAAAAUAAUGUGUAAAAAAACUCUCCGUAUAAACACUGUUUAUACUGUCUUCUCUGCAAAUUCAAUAACAUAUAUCAUGUAAAGUGGCUCUAAUAUGAACUAAGAAAAAACUGCAUUGAAAAUCUGGAAGCUCAUAUAGAUUUUUUGUGUUACGACUCUACUAGUGGUAUUAUUUUAUUUUUAAUAUUAAAGUAAAUUGACAUAUUGUACUAAAUUUAAAGUUAAGUUUAUAUUAUUUCAGGUAUUAUAAAAUUUAAAGGUAAGAAUUUAUUAUCUUGGGCCCCAACUUGGUUUUUUGUAUUUUAAUUUUGAAACGAGUUAUGAGCAUUUUAAA
Messenger RNA from Myzus persicae (green peach aphid), 3898 nucleotides. It is a transcript of the gene iav, whose product is annotated as transient receptor potential cation channel subfamily V member 5. Bases 151 to 3132 code for a protein of 993 amino acids. Gene Ontology annotation, molecular function: protein binding; calcium channel activity. Gene Ontology annotation, biological process: calcium ion import across plasma membrane. The record is from RefSeq and is a predicted model, not a curated record. NCBI's taxonomy places the organism in Eukaryota, Metazoa, Arthropoda, Insecta, Hemiptera, Aphididae. The transcript has 18 exons. Gene Ontology annotation, cellular component: membrane.